UGCACCACUCCACCUCUUCCACCGUCGCCUCGAGGCCCUUUGGAGAAGGAGCCGUGCCCCGAAACGUCGCCCAGCACGGUGAAGCUACUAACAGCACUUGCCCCUACAUCCUGCUAAAGGCUACACGGGGGACCUUUGUCUGUCUCCUUCAUAGACGUGUGUGUGUGCACUUAGCCUGGCACGGACGCUGUGUAUUGGUGAAAUGUCCUCUGCGCCCACAUCAAGAAAUAGUAGAAAGGGACUGAAGUAUAAGUCCCUUAGUCUGCGGGACAAAUCCAAAGUUUUGGACAGAAUUGAUGCGGGUGUGCCAAUGCGUAUGGUGUGCGAAGAGUUUGACAUAAAAUCGAGCACCUUUUACGACAUCAAGAAAGGCCGGGAGAAGAUUAGGAAGCACGCCUUAACCUUGGAGGAUCCUAGCGGCUCCAAACGGGUACAGAAGAGGAUCAAGGCCACAAAGUUUGUCGACCUGGAUAGUGCAGUGUACAAGUGGUACAAACAGGAGCGUGCAGCUGGCGUUAACGUUCGCGGCGUGGACAUUCGACAUGCUGCAGUACACCUGGCGCAGUGCCUGCGUAUUCAAGACUUCAACGCAAGCGCUUCUUGGCUGUUCAACUUUCGAAGUCGCCACUGCUUGGGAAACCGCCAAGUUGUUGGAGAGUCUGCAAGUGCUGACCAGGCCAGUGUUGAUCCCUUUAGGAAGUGCCUGGUCGAGAUUAUUGAAGAAUCGCAACUCCUCAUGGCCCAGAUGGUGUCACACGUGGAGUUGCCAUUCAUCAAACAAGAACACGAUGAAACUCCAAGCCCUCGGAUGUAUCCUGACGUGACGGUGAAAUUGGAUGCUGGACCGGCCGUCAAGGAAGAAGAUGGUGGGAGUCUGGGCACUGAUAUGAUGAAUAUUGCCCUGAAAACUGAAGUGGACGAUGAUGGUCCAUAUCUGAAGAUUGAAGGGAUCAGUGAGAGGCCAGAGGAGCUGGAAGAUUCCCAUGAAUGUCUGGCCGCCUCAGACCAGAACUUCAUCGAGGUGGAGUUAUCGGAGGAGGACAAUUGUCAAGGUGCAGCAGAGGAAGAAAAAGAAACAGAACUUCUGUGCGAGGACUGCGGGAAGGGCAGUUGCUUGGAAAUAAAGACAGACAAAGCGGAAUGUACAAGCAACAAGACCCCGCAAGCCUGCAAGCAGUGCGGGAAGGUACUUGAAGGCAUCGCAUUGUGCACGGCAGUGGCCACCGAUGGGAGGAAGCACGUGUGCAAGGAGUGUGAGAAGGGGUUUACAUCGCGUUUUAGUUUAGAGACGCACAUGAGAACACACACCGGUGAGAAGCCGCACGUGUGCCACGAGUGUGGGAAGAGGUUUACAAAGCGUUCCACCUUAACCACGCACGCUAUCUCACACACGGGCGAGUGGCCGCACGUUUGCAAGGAGUGUGGAAAGGGCUUUGCACAACGUUCUGAUUUAGAGAAACAUGCAAGAACACACACCGGCGAGAAGCCGCACGUGUGCCAUGAGUGUGGGAAGGGGUUUUCAACGUGUUAUUCUUUAACCACGCACGCUAUCUCGCACACGGGCGAGUGGCCGCAUGUGUGCACAGCGUGUGGAAAGGGAUUCGUACAGUGUUCCGAUUUAGAGGAGCACACCAAAACGCACACGGGCGAGAAGCCGCACGCCUGCCACGAGUGUGGGAAGGGGUUUUCACGGCGUUCUACGUUAAAGGCACACACUAGAACACACACCGGUGAAAAGCUGCACGUGUGCAACCAGUGUGGAAAGGGGUUUUCAAAGCGCUCUACCUUAACGACACACUCUAUCUCACACACGGGGGAGUGGCCGCACGUGUGCACGGAGUGUGGAAAGGGAUUCGUACAGUGUUCCGAUUUAGAGAAGCACUCAAGAACGCACACGGGCGAGAAGCCGCACGUCUGCAACGAGUGCGGGAAGGGCUUUGCGCGAAGUUCUACGUUAAAGGAGCACGUUAGAACACACACGGGGGAGAAGCUGCACGUGUGCAAGGAGUGUGGGAAGGGGUUUUCAAAGCGCUGCACCUUAACGACGCACUCUAUAUCUCACACGGGCAAGUGGCCGCACGUGUGCAAGGAGUGUAAAAAGGGCUUUGCACAACUCUCCGAUUUAGAGAAACACGCGAGAACACACACGGGCGAGAAGCCGCACAUGUGCAACGAGUGCGGGAAGGGGUUCGCAACGUACUACACGUUAAACACGCACUCCAUAUCGCACACGGGCGAGUGGCCGCACGUGUGCACUGAGUGCGGAAAGGGAUUUGUACAACGUUCCGAUUUAGAGAAACACACAAGAACGCACACCGGCGAGAAGCCGCACGUAUGUAACGAGUGCGGGAAGGGGUUUUCACAACGUUCCGAUUUAGAGAACCACGCAAGGACACACACCGAUGAGAAGCCGUAUGUUUGCAACGAGUGCGGAAAGGGUUUUGCAAAGUUGUAUACUUUAACCACGCACGCCAUAUCGCACACGGGCGAGUGGCCGCACAAGUGCACGGAGUGCGGAAAGGGAUUUACGCAGCGUUCCGAUUUGGAGAAACACACAAGAACGCACACCGGCGAGAAGCCGCACUCGUGCCAGCAAUGCGGGAAGAGCUUUGCGCAGCGUUCAAAUUUGGAGGCACACGCGAGAACGCACACGGGUGAGAAGCCCCAUGUGUGCAAGGAGUGCGGGAAGGGGUUUUCCCAUCGUUACAAUUUAGAGAAACACACUAGAACACACGAUGUGGAGUGAAAACUCAAAUCUGAGUAUUGUCCCUUUUUGAAAGCAACGGUGAAUAAUAUUGUUUAUGCAAUGCUAUUGUCCUACCAUGUACGUGGGUAAUGUGAAUGAGAAAAUUAAGACAAGCCACCGUGUAAUUGAGACCAACCCAAACUAGUAAACCACUGUAGUCUGGGCUUCUUUAAUGGAGAAACAGCAAAACUACGCAAACUCUCUGCUGAAGCCCUCACGUGGCAUUUGUCAUGCAGCUUCUGAAUAUACUAUCAUACUAGAGUUGAAGUUUUCGUGACUGCAAGGAUCCAUACUCUUUGGUUCUUUCGGUAGAGUCACGUAGGUGAAAAAAUAUAAAAUAGAAAUAAAUCACGACGUUUCGAUUGCAACACAAGCAAUCAUCAUCAGGUGUGGCAACCACAGCAAUAUUUUUUUUUACUGAAGUGGGAGAGAUGCCGGAGUUAAGGGGGUUUUUAUAAGUCCCCAAUCAAAACGUCGUGAUUUAUUUUUAUUUGGUAUUUUUAAUUUUAUUUUUUCACCUACGUGACUUUACCGAAAGAACCAAAGAGUAUACUACCAUAAGCAAGAAUAUAAUUGGUACAUAGAUGCAGAGACAUUUACUGGUCCACUCAUUUUUACCGGUCCACGCACUUUUUUUGGAAGGAUAGUGUUUUGAUAUACAGAAGCAUUCUGCGUUCGGCUAGAUCAGCCUACUAUUCAAAUUGUAUAAAUGACUCAAUAAUCCUCGAUUUUAUUGAAGUAUAUCGCUAAUUUAACUUUAACUAUCUUCACCUCCCGUGUUGAAUUAUUUUUUUUAGCUGUGAUAAUUUCAUGAAUCAUUUUAAUAAAAAAUAAAAUACUGAUCUGGAGAGCACAAAAAGCCAUUUUUCGUCGUGCUGAACGUACAUGGAGGAAGUCUGGUCUCACCAUACAUCGCUAGAUUUUUUAAAGGACAGCUACACGCCUAUUUCUUCAACAUUUCAACCCUAUAUUGCUAGUCGCAUUCCAGCAAGUAAGGAUAAUGCACGAACCUUAUUCUCUACCAUCAAUCAUCUUCUGCAUAAGGACAACAAUUGUAAUUCUCCUUCCACAGACAUCUGUACUUCUAUUCAACAGUCGCUUGAGGUUAAAAAUUUCCACUAUCUGCUCCCAAUUAAUAUAUAUUCCCCCUCAUUGCCCUUCCAUUAGAUUGACCCCCAUCCUGGUUUAAUGGCAUUUCCUCGACCAAGUUCCCCACUAUUACAACUGCCGAACUCGCCUCUGAUUGUUGGUUGUCCCACCUGAUGACGGACGCUUGUGUUGCACCCGAAACGUCGUGAUUUAAUUUAUUUAGUUUUAUACCUACGUGACUUUACCGAAAUAACCAAAGAGUAUGGUUGUCGACCAACCUAUUGUCCACUGGAUCCAUUCCCUUCCAGACCGCUAUGGGGGAUAGCUUUUUCACAUUGGUGUAUCCUUUGUUCUUGUUCUUAGCCUUUUCAGCAUGUCCUUUGAGACUGGUGUAGUUCCAAGCAUUUUUAAAAUGGCGGCAGUCACCCCACUUUUUUUAAAGACUAAGGUCUUGACCCAAAGAUUACAAAAAAAGAAACAUGUCCAAUCUCCGAACUUCCUUGUCUAAGAUUUUGGAAUGUGCUGUGGUUUCUCGAUUCCGUCAGCGUCUAGCUAUGUACAACUUAUCCGACCCCUUUCAAUCGGGGUUUCAGUACUGUGCACAACAUUUGAGACGGCUCUCGUGAGGGUGACCAACGAUUUAUUGCUGCAAGCGGACAGGGGGCAAGCAAGUGUUCUUGUCCUGAUAGAGCUCAGUGCUUCGUUUGACAUCAUUGACCAUUCGGUCCUUCUUGAACGACUCCAACACUCAGUACGGAUUUCUGGUCUUGCAUUACAAUGAUUUCGCUAUAUGCAGGAUCGCGUACAUUAUGCUACUGGUUCAAUGCGGUGUUCCACAAGAAUCAGUACUUGGCCGCCCUCUAUUCAUUACCUAUAUGGCACCUAUGGACACGCCGCCAUGACACCCGGCAUUGUCAUAUUACUGCUAUGCUGGUGACACCUCAUUCAUGUCCGCAUAGGUUCCGAUUGUGCGAGGACAGUCUAUUCAUUCAAUCUUCCCUAUAAUUCCCAUACCUCGACCCUCCUAACGCAACUGCACUGGCUCCAUGUGUACUAUGUUCAAAUUCCCCAUGCUGGUCUACACAUCCCUUCAUGUCCUUGCCACGCUUGUAUAUUUCUACGUGCCUUCUCGCGCUUUUUCUAUUCUUGGCCCCCCUUCACUCGAACAAACUUCCCGUCCACAUUAAACAGUCACGUUCGCUCUGCACUCAAAACUCACUUAUUUUCCCCGAGCUCACCCCACGACCCCUUAAUCUCCCCCCACUGUUACUUUUCUCACUUCAUAUUCUCACCCAUUCAAUCCAUCAUCAUUGAAUGUCAUAAAUUUUCCUUUCACCGAAUUCACACAUCACAGAUUUGCCCAUUGCUUCCUCUCAUCUAUUUCAUUCACUAAAUCUCCACCAUUACAUUCAUAUGUACCAUUGUUAAUUCUUUGUAAAGCACUCCACAAUCGCAAAAAAUUCCUCCCUGCCUCAUUCUACUUUACAGUCAGGCCACGCUCAAAGCACAGUGAAGACGCCACACUCCCAUUACAUUCAUAUGUACCAUUGUUAAUUCUUUGUAAAGCACUCCACAAUCACAAAAAAAUGCCUCCCUGCCUCAUUCUACUUUACUGUCAGGCCACGCUCAAAGCACAGUGAAGACGCCACACUCCCAUUACUUUGUGUGAAACACGAAGUAGCGAUGCUUCAUAGUCUCGAGCGAGGUUCGUUCAGACAAUAUGCUUCGGUAAAUAGGCCAAUUCCAUACCCGUGCCACACAAGCCUCAACCGUGUCUCGUGGACGGGUACGGGCAGGUGAUGAACAGCACACCAAAGGGUUCUGCACCUAGUCUUUGAGAACUUCUUUCGCACCGUACGGAGCCAACCAUGCUCAUCGUAGGUGCGUCUGCCCAAAAAAUGUCGAGCACCCAAUUGAUUUUUUAUAGGGAGUCCAGGCUUGGGAUUGUGUGAGCUGAUGUCUCAUACCUUGAUCAUUAACUCAAUGAUGAAGGGGAUUAAGUGAAAACCUGGUCUCCGUUGGGGAAUGAAAUGGAGGGGAAUAUUUUUGUUCUACCGAGGCUGCAAAAUGUGUAUAUUCUACUUUUAAUGAUGACAUUGUUGCCAUUGUCAAUGUUCGGUCGCCAGAGUAAUGACAUUUGUUGUGUUUUACCACGUGACAGGGAAGACCACGUGAAAGUAUUCAUCGUCCCCAUUUUGAUAAUAACGGACACACGAGGAACUUGGAGAUGAACCUUGCUUCAGCUUCAUCAUUCAUUCAGUACAAGUCCCCCACUGGCCUUUCUGCCACCCCAGCUCACGUGUUCUUCCCACACCCUGGAAACCUCGACACGGUAAUGCGCUGGGCCACCUGCGUUUAAAAGCCAGGUGGGAGAGGGGGCUCGGGGUGGAUGCCAAUCAAUUACAGGCAGACCUCGCAUAGCGCGACCCUGUAAAACAUCAAUUCAUAAGUCCUGGAGAAAUUAUUCACGAAAAAAUGUAUAAACUCAAAUACUGUAAUCUAAAAAGUGCUUAAGAGUGAGAACACGCAGCAGCGCUGGCCGAGGAAACGUACCCUGGCCAUUAAUUCGCUCAGCCAAUAAAAGCGACGCACGCUCUGAGACAAUCGGCACCACCCCGCGAUUCGAUUAUCACGAUUCAUAGUCACGAUUAUAUAAAUACACGUAUAAAAAUCCAAUGUUAGUACGGUACAUUUAGCCUAGUGAGAACUCACGAGGCUAUGAUAGAGUCUCAGGCUCCGUCUAAAAGAAACCUCACAGAAAUAGAGUUCUAAAUUUGAAGCUUUCGUGACUGCAAAGAUUCAUACUCUUAUGUUUUUUCGGUAAAGUCACGUAGGUAAAAUAAC
This is a messenger RNA of Lethenteron reissneri (Far Eastern brook lamprey), 6679 nucleotides long. RefSeq names its product oocyte zinc finger protein XlCOF6-like. Gene Ontology annotation, biological process: regulation of transcription by RNA polymerase II. Gene Ontology annotation, molecular function: sequence-specific DNA binding; DNA-binding transcription factor activity, RNA polymerase II-specific. Gene Ontology annotation, cellular component: nucleus. The record is from RefSeq and is a predicted model, not a curated record. Lineage: Eukaryota; Metazoa; Chordata; Hyperoartia; Petromyzontiformes; Petromyzontidae.